Molecule: messenger RNA, 2031 nt
Organism: Rhizoctonia solani
Lineage: Eukaryota; Fungi; Basidiomycota; Agaricomycetes; Cantharellales; Ceratobasidiaceae
Product: hAT family dimerization protein
Exons: 11
Coding region: 1-2031 (676 amino acids)
Source: RefSeq, a predicted model, not a curated record
AUGUCCAGCAUCCUUGGCAAACAGCCCUUAUCCAGCUACUCCAAUGACUGCUUUGUUGGAAAACGUCAGAAGACGCUUGCAACGUUAGUUGACAAAUACGCUUGGGAUUACAAACCAGAAGAGCUGAUUGAUGCUGCAAAGCCAAACAUGAGGUCACCAGCAUAUCCUCACUACAACAUUCAAGUGGAAAAGACCCACAAAGCCUUCAAGCAUGCAUGUCUGAAUACAUCUGCUGGCACAACAGCAAUGCUACACUCAGCAGAGGACUGUGAUUGGGAGUGGGAGGUUUUGACAACACCAAACUGGAACAAACCUGAGCCGUAUUUGCCAGAAUUUCAUUGCGCAUUGUUAGCACUUUGGGGUGCUUGCUCCCACCGUUCAUUUGAUUCACUGACCAACAAGUUUCAUCAACAGGAGGUUGAUUACCUCUGUCCUGGUACAAAACUUCUGUUGUCUAAGACACUGUUGCAUGAUAUCAAACUAAUCCACACGCAAUUUGUGCCCAAGAUCAAGGAGUACUUUGCAUCAAUCUCCAGCGCAGUUCAUGUUGCUGUCAAUGGGUGGACUAGUCCAACUUCUGAGUCCUAUCUUGGUGUUGUAGUCAUCUGGUACAACAAACCCCAAAUUUAUUGUUGCGUCUUAGAGUUUAUUUGCCUGACGUCUGCCCACACAGGUGCUUAUCUUGCUGGGAAGAUUGCAUCCUCACAGCAAGCUUCCAAUACUGGAGAUAAUGGGGAGCUUGACAACUCUGAGGCAGCAGACAUUGACAAGGCUAAGUUUGAGCACAACACCUUGGUGGUCCAAGCUGUAGUAUAUCAGGCGCUUGAACAGCUUUUGUCAAUGCACUCCUUGAUACUCACAGCACAAGACCUUUGUGACGCACAGGCAAUUAUGACAACUGUUGCCAAUUUGGCUUGCAGAGUUGAUGAGUCUCCAAUGCUAAAGACCAAGUUUCAAGAGUACCUGCUCUGUUAUCCUGAGCUGAAGGAGUCAACAUGGUGCUCCCUGGCCUGCCGCAUGGCUACUUGUUGGAGCUCUAAUUGCAAGGCGUUGGACAAUUACCUCUACCUUUGGCAUCCAGUUAAGAAGCUUACCAACAACCCAGGGUUGAACUUGCACCACCUUGCACUUGACACCACACAGCGUGAAUUGGCUCUGGAAUUAAACAAAGCCCUUGAGGUAUUUGAGCUCCCCACCCAGCAUUUCUCAAUGGGGAGUGUCCCUCAUGUUCACCAAGUCCUUCCUGCACUUGUAAUGCUCAGAGAUGCACUUGCCACACUCAAUGUUUAUAAUAAAUACAUGGAAAACAUGAGUAUAUGCAAAGUAUACUUUAUCUCAUUGGUGAUGUGCCCAGAUGUCAAACUGAGCUGGUUUUACCAGCACUAUUCUUUGGAUUUGGUUGAGGCUAUUUGCAAUAUGGUCUUAGCUAGACUUGAGAUAAGUUAUCCCUUGUCAAGCAACACCCUUGCGUCCAGUUCUCAGUCACCAGAGCCCAUCCAAAAGGCCUCUUCACACGCUGGCCGCUCCUACCCACAACCAACCAUGGCUACCCGCUCCAGGACAGCCUCUCAAGCCCAAUCCCUGUUCAAUCAGGGAUACAUGGAACCCACACCUCCACCAACCACCUCUGUUGAAUAUGGCAAGGUAUCCCUUGAACAAGUCACACAACUCCUCCUUGGCCUCCUUGGCCUCCUUGGCCAAGUCAAACAACUCAAGCAGGAAAUCACUGAGAUCAAGGAAGCAGGGAUUGAAACCUGGACAAAUGUUGAAAACAUCUCCCAAACCGUUGAUGUCAUCAAGGAUGGGCUUAAGUCCCUUCAACUCCAUGGACCCCGUACACCUGAAGGGCCCCAACCCAAGGCUGUGGAAGAAACGCCACACCCCCUACCAAAAGCCAAGCCUAUUGGAUUGGUUAGUGGGGACCCCUUCUGGUCAGAACCAUCCAGGGCUCCUCCUGGCCUUGCCCAGCCAACCCCAAGAAGAGCUGCUCCCCCGCAAGUCCCAUCUCCCCCUCCAUCUCCGCAUCUCUGA